Xenia sp. Carnegie-2017 is the source of this 3214-nucleotide messenger RNA. RefSeq names its product kelch-like protein 4. The coding region runs from base 1 to 1626 and encodes 541 amino acids. The transcript has 3 exons. The record is from RefSeq and is a predicted model, not a curated record. Gene Ontology annotation, molecular function: zinc ion binding; protein binding. NCBI's taxonomy places the organism in Eukaryota, Metazoa, Cnidaria, Anthozoa, Malacalcyonacea, Xeniidae.
AUGGCUACAAAUGACUCUUAUGGUGGAUAUGAACAAGAGAGAUUUCUCGAUAAAGUUCAUCCAAGAUUUGAAUGCCCCAUAUGUUUCAAAAUAAUUAAGGAUCCUCUUCAAUGUCCAAAUCAGCAUCAUUUCUGCCGUUCUUGCAUCGAAAAAUGUUUACUUUCUUCUAACAAAUGUCCUCAAUGUAAUUGUCCAAUCACGUCGGAGACAUUGCAGGAUGUACCUAGAAUUGUCACCGAAAUGUUAGAAGAUCAUGAUAUUCGCUGUAAGAAUGUUAACCGUGGUUGUCCUGAAAUUAUGAAGCUUCAAUUUCUAGAACGUCAUGAGAAGAACUGUGGUUAUUCACCUACACUUUGUAGAAAUAAAGGUUGUGACGAAGUCCUUAAUGAAAACGAGAUUGAAGAACAUGAAAGAGAACGAUGUGAGUUCCGACUCAUCGAUUGUGAAGAAUGCAAAAUGAUGCUUGUGUUCAGAUACAGACGAUCUCAUUCAUGUUUCUUGAGGAAAGAGAUUGACGAGUUGACCAAAAGAUUGGACAUGUUUGAAAAAAGUCAAAAUGAUAGGUCAAAGCAUGUUGAAGAGCAAGUGAGGUUGAAUCGUAAUGAAAUGGUGACUCAUGUUGAAGAGCAAAUGAAGUUGAAUCGUGAUGAAAUGGUGAAACAUGUUGAAGAGCAAGUGACAUUAAAUCAUAAUGAAAUGACAUUUCUUACAACAGAAACGACAGAAAGAUAUAAUUUUCUUACGGGAAAAGUAAAGAUUUUUGUUUGUGGAGGAAGAGAUGGAGAGAAUCGUUUGAAUUUUGUCGAGUCUUUCAACUGGAAUUCAAAUUGUUGGCAACAGGAACCUAAAAUGAAUGAAGAACGAUCUGCAGCAACUGCAUUUGUUUAUGGCCGAGAAAUAUUUGUCUGUGGUGGUUGGAAUGGGAAACAACAGUUUGGAAAUAUUGAAAGUUUAAACGUGGAUGGAAAAUUGCAAUGGAAAAUAUCUCCUGUCAUGUUACCAAGAAAGUGUCAUGGACAUAGUAUGAUUUAUCAUAAUGAUAAUGUGAUUAUGAUUGGUGGACAUGAUAAUAACGAAACCUUUGAUACAAUCUACAGUAUUCAACUAAAUCCUCCACAUACGACAAAAUUAUUGGCGCAAAUACCAGAGCUAAGACGUUACCAUGGCUCAAUUAUCAUUGAAGACGAUGUUUUGGUAUUUGGUGGGGCAACAUCUGAAAAAUGGAAAGAUAUUAAAAACACUGUUUAUUCAUACAGUCUCAGUAAAAACGAAUGUAAAACCUUGGCUCCACUUCCAUAUCCUGUAAGAGCCAUGGCUAUAGUCAGUUAUAAAGGUAAUGUAAUUUUGAUUGGAGGUGUAAAUGAGAAAGGUGAAUACUUAGAUAAAGUUUUGAUGUAUGAUGUAAAAACAGGACAAACUAAAAUUCUUCCUUCACUUAAUCAUAAAAGAUGUGGAUGUUCAGCAGUUAUCAUUGGAAAUAUUAUUGUUGUGGUUGGUGGGUAUGACAAGGAAUCGUAUCUUGAUUCUAUUGAAUGUCUUGAUAUGAGUACAAACGUUUGGAGAGAACUACCUCCUAUGUUGACCAAACGAAGUUUUCCUGCCGCAAUUGUUUCUCCAAUUUAUUAAAAAUUUCGUUACUAAAACAUACAUGUUUUAUGUUUUACAAAAAUAAAUUUGGCAGUCGUAAUAUGAAACAAUCAUUUUAGAAACUUAAGUCUGUAGUUUAAAAUACAACGUUUUUGCUCGAAUAGGCCGCCUACCUCUUUUAUCGUAGCCAUUUUAAGAAAUGUCAAUUUUCAUGAUGAGAUUUAUAUUACUGAUAAACUGUUAACAUGUACGUAACCUAUAAUGCAAUGUAAACAAUUACCUGAAAGUUUCUAAAAACAUAUUUUGUAACAGCAUGUUAAUUAUUUUUAAUAACUGUCACACAUGUACACAGAUAUAGCUACCUAGGUCAUGAUCGCACCCAACGUUAAAAACCGUAACAAUUGAUUUUUUUAAAUACCAGUUCUCGGUAAUGAUUAAAAAACAUUUUAUGCACAGUUAUGGAAAACUGUUUUAUUAAUAAAAUAUACAUUGAAUGUACAAAAGAUCGCAAUCUGAAAGUGAUUUGAUUACAACUUAAAUCAAAACAACCAUUUCUUUAAUGUAAGAAAAUGAAAGCAUUAUUUCUUGAAACAGAAACACGUACAUACAAUGUAAGCUUGGCAAGUAAAUAAAGUCAUCAACUAUGGCUACUAAUGACUCAUAUGGUGGAUAUGAACAGGAAAGAUUUGUUGAUAAAGUUCAUUCAAGAGUUGAAUGCCCAUAUGUUUUAAAGAUCCUGUUCAAUGUACAAACGAACAUUAUUUCUGUCGCUCUUUUAUCGAAAAAUACUUGAUCAAACAACUGCCUCAAAUGUGGAUUCCAUCUCACCAAAGAGACAUUGAAGACACCGUGGUUCAUUACGGAAAGUUUAAACGACUGUGAUAUUCGCUGUGUGAAUGUUAACCGUGGUUGUCCUGAAAUAGUGAAGCUUCAAUUUCUCCAAAGUCAUGAGAAGAACUGUGGUUAUUCACUUACACCUUGUAGAAAUGAAGGUUGUGACGAAGUCAUCAAUAAAAACGAGAUUGAAGAACAUAUACGAAAUAUGGGUAUAGUAAGUUAUAAAGGUAAUGCAAUCUUGAUUGGAGGUUUAAAUAAUAAAAAAGAAAGAUUACGUGAAGUUUUGAUGUAUGAUAUAAAAACAGGAGAAACUAAAAUGCUUCCUUCACUUAAUUAUAGAAGGUAUUCAUGUUCAGCAGUUAUCAUUGGAAAUAUUAUUGUUGUGGUUGGUGGACAUGAUGGUGAAUCAUAUCUUCAUUCUGUUGAAUGUCUUGAUAUGAGUACAAACAUUUGGAGAGAAUUACUUCUAAUGUCAAUAAGACAAAGUUGCCCUGCGGCAAUUCUUUCUCAAGUGUAUCAAAUAAUAUUCUAUAUUUUCUUACUUAUUAUAUGUCAACCGUUACGAUACGGGUAGUUUACUUCAAUAAAAUAACAAAUGCUGAAAUAUAGUUUUUUGGUUUGAUAGGCAAAAUUUUCUAAAAUAUGAAAUUACUCAAUAUUAAAGGCUAUUCACUGAUUUUUGCUCUGCUACAGCAAUAUUUUAACAUUUUUUGUUCUAAAUUUUCUUUGUUCUGUAUAUACAGCUUACUAUUCCCAAUAGUGUUCAAAAUAAAUUUGAAAUCGCCAUACA